CUCCCCUCCCCCACCCCCACCCACCACCACCCCGUUCUCCUCCUCCCUUCUCAUUUUCCUUCUUCCAAUUUCCCCAUUUUCUCCUCCUGAUCCUCAAAAUUUCUCACCACACCCAAAACAACUACUCCUUUCUCCAAUUUUUCAUGGACAAGGUUGAGAGAGAGACUCAGGACUUCAUGAACGUAGAGUCUUUCUCUCAGCUACCCUUCAUCCGCCCCGCCCCUCCACUCAACAAAGAAAAGGGCAUUCGGCUCUUCGGCAUAGAAUUUGGCGCCGACACCACUACUGACGACUCUGAGUCCCCUGAUUACACCAAUGCGUCCGAAGACACAAAAAGGAACAGUACCAACACCAACACAAACACCAUCAUCAACAACAGCAGCAACAAAAAUAAUAACAACAACCAAAACGGAAGCGAGAGCAGCAGGAGAUUCGAAUGCCAUUACUGCUGCCGAAACUUCCCAACCUCCCAAGCCCUUGGGGGACACCAGAACGCGCACAAGAGAGAGCGCCAGCACGCGAAACGCGAACACCUCCAGUCGGCCAUGGUGCAUGCCGGAGGCCUAUCUCAUGACGCACACCACGUGUACGGCUUGAUGAACUACACAAGACUUGGCUCCUCAGUUCAUCAUCAUCCCAGUCCUAACUAUCCAUCAUGGAAUAUUAGUAACUCUAGCUCUACUAUAACUAGUGCUCAUCACCAUCAGCAUCAUCAUGCUAGGUUUUAUGGAAGCUCUGGUGGUACGUACGGCACACAAUCAGCUCCCAUAAAUGGGAGCCCCUUGGCCUUGUGGCGGAUCCCAGCCGUUCAAGGUACUAACCCUAAUUCCAAUCGUGACCGUUCGAUGAAUUUGUUCUCCGGCGGGGAGGAAAUGAAGGCGUCCGUGGUCGGUAGUGGAUCGUCCGGUGGUCAUCAAGGGCGGUACGUGUAUGACUCGUCGAUGGCGAGUGUGCAAGAUCAUACAGGUGGGGUGAUGAGAUAGGUGAAAUCUGAUUCAGUGUAUGUGCGAUCAGGUGAUAAGGUUUGAUGAAUAGUGUUCAGCUUCUGCCUCAUAAUAUGCAGAAAGAAAAUGAUAUAUCCAUGGAAUUUGCAGGUGGCAUUGCUUACUGCAGUUGCAGCUCUACUUUAAUAUAUACAUCUUGCUUAUUUUCAGUGCCAUUGAUUUGAGAGAGAGAGAGAGAGAGUUAUCUCUAUGCAUCCAUGAAAGUUUAAAUUAUAUCUUGUUUUUCUUAAUGAAUAAAGGGGAACCUCCCUAUUCGUGACAUUGAGCAGGCAAAAGGAGCAAUCUGAAGGCCA
Malus domestica (apple) is the source of this 1297-nucleotide messenger RNA. RefSeq names its product zinc finger protein 8-like. Gene Ontology annotation, molecular function: DNA-binding transcription factor activity. The record is from RefSeq and is a predicted model, not a curated record. Gene Ontology annotation, biological process: trichome morphogenesis; response to gibberellin; trichome differentiation. Lineage: Eukaryota; Viridiplantae; Streptophyta; Magnoliopsida; Rosales; Rosaceae.